CACCUACCUGCCUGCGCUCUGUCUGUGAAUUUGGCAAAGUCCAAGCCUGUUUUCUAACCGCGUAAUGACGCAGACACCAAGAUUUGAAGUAGCCUACCUCCUCUGUUCACCCGUGCCUCUCCAUCUGAUUUCUCCUCUCUGUUGCAGAAUUCCACACCUCCCCUUGCUUCAACUUGCGCACGGCGAUCUUUAGCAGUGCCACGGAUUAAUGAGCGGCUCAUAGACGGUGAACCGGACUGCCCACAAGCGCAGGACUUAUUUGUCACGGAAAACGAGUAGGGGGAAUGAUGACCAAGCCUAUGUCCCGGUGUCUGGCUCACCGUUCCUAAAGAAGUCCUCUCAAGGAUGCUGCCUUCGAAUCGGAUCGAACGACAACCCCGGGCCUCGCUCCUGCCAGGGGUUCUCCUGUGUGUCAUUCUCGCCACUGUCAGUGCAAGCAUGCCAGCUGGGGAUAAGUGUCCGGACCACAUAGACUGUGCCCGCGCGGGGCGGCACUUCUGCAAACCUGGCACAUCCUACUGCGGUCCAUGUCUCAAUCCAUUGGACGAGAACGAGGAAGGAUUGUGUGUGGCAAGGAAGAGGCGCCAUCACUAUGGUAAAAUGACUUCCUUCUCUGCUCUAGAUGAAGAAAUUGACUUCCUUCACUCUGUCAUUGCCAAACAGGAAGUGUCGGAGGUCAAACAAUCAAAACAAUCAGAAACCCGUUCCAAGGGAGCUAGGACUCAGACGGAGGCUCUCAGAAUGAGAGGCCAGGUCCAACCCUCUGUGGGGCAGCCCACCACCACCCAGCCCUCCACCCAGACCCCCCAGCCUGCCACUGGGGCUCUGGGGAGGGUUGGAGCGGGAGGACCUGAUGGCCUCAUAGCCAUCCCAUACCCCUCCAAGGACAGUCUCCUCGUCAUUAUGAUCUCUGUGUGUGUCAUCGUUGGCGCCACGGCCUUGAUCUUGGCUACUGUUUUCUGGGUCAGGUUGCAGAAGGAAUCACGUCUGGCCCAGAAGGUAGAUUACCCUGCAUUUGGAGGCCAUGGGAAUGGAACAGCCAACAGGACUUCAUCGGGGGAUAAGAAGUUGGCCCAGAGUGCUCAGAUGUACCACUAUCAGCAUCAGAAACAGCAGAUGCUAUCCAUGGAAAAUCAUAAAUCGGAACCGAAAGUCACUGACUCAGAAGUCACAUCAGAUGAGGAGGAAGUGGACGGAGACUUCACUGUGUACGAGUGCCCUGGACUGGCACCGACUGGAGAGAUGGAAGUGAAGAAUCCUUUGUUUAACGACUCUACCCUACACUACCAGGGGAAUCCCAAGUGAAACCCAUAGAUUUUCAUGCAUGCACACACACACACUAUUUCUUGUACUCUGGAAAAGGAGCACCUGAACACUCCAAUCUCAGAACUGGAUGGGCUUAUAGAAGAAGGGAUAGAAUAGGAGAUGAAGAGGCAGGAGGUUGACAGAUUAUCUGUAUGUAUAUGGUAUCUAUAGAUCAGUCACAGCCCUUGUGGACUUCUAUGGGAACUACAGCCAUGCGUGAAACUCAACACAUAUGUCUCUAAUGGCACCCUACUCCCUAUGUAGUGCACUAUAUAGGGUAUAGGGUGCAAUUUGGGACAUAGAUAACCUGCCUGUAUCGUAGGACUUGGUCACUAGUAGGGUGUUUCUAUCAUACAAAAUGUCUAGUCCCCUGUCUUUUCCAGUAAAAGACACAGUGUUCCUUUGAAUAUAGUUUUGUUGUUUAAUUUCUUUGCACCUUUCCUUCGUCUUUUGAGCUCGUUUGUAAUUUAAUCUCACAACAAGAACAUUAUUAUGGGAAAUAGAUGUUUACAUUGCCAAAGUAAAUGAAAUAGACAAUAAACAAAAGAGAAAUAAACAAGAGAAAUACACAAUCAGAAAUUGACAGUAAACAUUACUCACAAAAGUUUUUAAAGAAUAUAGACAUUUCAAAUGUUAUAUUAUUGACACAGUGUUGUAACAAUGUGCAAAUAAUUCAAGUACGAAAGG
Molecule: messenger RNA, 1992 nt
Organism: Coregonus clupeaformis (lake whitefish)
Lineage: Eukaryota; Metazoa; Chordata; Actinopteri; Salmoniformes; Salmonidae
Product: neural proliferation differentiation and control protein 1
Exons: 9
Coding region: 346-1305 (319 amino acids)
Cellular component (GO): membrane
Source: RefSeq, a predicted model, not a curated record